Caenorhabditis sp. 36 PRJEB53466 is the source of this 1790-nucleotide messenger RNA. Lineage: Eukaryota; Metazoa; Nematoda; Chromadorea; Rhabditida; Rhabditidae. The record is from the annotation of a GenBank genome assembly.
AUGCCCCGUCGAUACCUGUUACUUCUCUUUUGCACCGCUAUUAUUGUUCUUUAUAUAAACAAAGUGUAAGUCGAACUGAACAUCCAAACUGUUGAAAAUGUUGCUGUUAGGUUCAUUUACGAUCAAUUGAUUCUGGCCAAAAGCUCGUUUUGGAGCAGGCAAGGAGACAUUCGAGAGAUCCGAAAAGAUCCGCAAAUUUACCUCCGACAAGUGGUCCAAACGCACGUGGGCAUCAUCAGUUUCAUCGAAUUCCGAGAGGAGGUUGAAAGGAAAAUGUUUAUAAAACACGAACCACUUUUCAGUUAUUCAAAAAGUUCGGAUACAAUUUGACCAUCCCCACGUAUCCAUUUGUCACUUUGGACUUCACGUUCCCCGUCAAUUGCACAUACGUACACACUUACAAUUUUUCCCGAUAACAUUCUCAAUUUCAGGAAUUUGAAGACUAUUUGAUUCAAGAAAAAGAGCGUACGAACCGUCGGCCGAGGGCCUACAUUCCGGAUGAAGAUACGAAGGAUUUCCUUCUGAACAAGUACAGCGGGGUGUCUUAUGUAGGUCAACAUUGUCUGUCUGCAUAGCAUUUUAUGGAGUUCCAGAAGUACUCGGACGACCGUUUCAAACUGAAUCUCACCUAUAAAAGCUGGGAAAACAUUGACGAUAUCGUGACGUGGCACGCGAGAGAUGUGCUCCGACUCGACGAUGACUUUUCCGCCAGUUCGUCUCAUCAAUUCCUCAGUCGAAUCUCCUAAUUUCAUUCAGUUUCCAUGCACUUCGCCAUGAAAAGCUACAAUAUCCGAGGGAAACGAGGCAUCGUCCUCGCCGGCGAUCAUCCAAUCACCGAAGUUCAGGCCAUCCAGAACGGUGUUGUUUCUUUGAUUCGCACACGGAUUUAUUGUUAUUUCAGGUGCCUCGCGGAUCCUUUCGGUCGGUCAGCCGGCUCAUGAAACAGAAGACAUCACUUCCAUGUCUCUCGCCGACUUCGCUGAGAACCAUAGACGGUUUGUUGGUGUAUGAUCCCUUCGCGAUGAUUGAUCAGUUGCAGAUUCAGCCGAUCUUUCGAUUUCGUCGCCUCCUACGGAACCAUUGAGAGCUUCGGAUUGGGCCGAUUCGGGGAAGUGCUCAAUGCGAACGGGGACUUGCAAGUGAUGACUCUGCUGGAUUGUUCGCUGAAGAGCGGAGGCCUCUUCUUUCUGGGACUCUCCAUCGGACGGGACGCCGUCAUUUUCAAUCAGAAGAGAAUCUACGGACACGCACGGCUUCCGAUGCUUAUUGCAGGCGAGUUAGGGACGCGCUUGCGAAUAUCCGGUCGGACCCUAUUGAGCAUCUAUCUUGAAAGUUGCAGUUUUAAAUAGUGAUUGUUCAAGGCUGGACAGACUUUUGACCGACUUGCAAUAAUCCGAUCGGACCCAAACUUUGCAGGAUUCAUGAACUCAAAUUGAAGUAUCUUGGAUCCUGAUUAUCUGAUCUAUGGAUAUAUGAAUCAAGGGUCGAAAAAGUCGCAAUUUUUGCAUUCGGCCUCAAACCGACCCGGACCAGACGUUCCGAUCUUUCUGAAACUUGAACCCAAAGAUACUUCAAUCAAAGUCCAAGAACCCUGUAAACUUUUGUUGGUCAAAAGUCCAACCUUUGUGAAAAUGAUGACCUGAAGAUUAAUAGGCAAAGAUUCAGGAUUCGAGUGGAUCGGAACGUUUUCGGAGGAAAGCGAUUGGCCGACGAAGAUAACAGCGAGACAAAUCAACCAACUGCACAAGUUCGACCACUUCAAACGAACACUUGUGCUCAGAAAACUUUGA